AUGGCCAAAAGAAUCGCUGAGAAGGAAUUGACGGAUAGGAAUUGGGAUCAAGAAGAUGAAGCUGAAGAGGUGGGAACAUUCUCAGUGGCCAGUGAGGAAGUCUUGAAGAAUAGAGCCAUAAAAAAAGCAAAACGUAGAAAUGUUGGCUUUGAAUCUGAUAGUGGUGGAGCUUUUAAGGGUUUUAAAGGUUUGGUCGCGCCUUCUGGAGGAGGAGGAGGAUUUUCGGGAUUCGGGAACGUGGCAGGAGUGAAGCCGUUGGGACUGUCCAAUGGGAGCAGCACCCCCAGCACCCCUGUCUUGAGCAGUACACAGGCAGCAGCAGAGACCAAGGCCGCCUUCAGUUCUCUUACUGCCAACGGCCCCACCUCUUUGGGUGAGAAAAAGAUUUCAAAUCCUAAAACGAAUGGUAACAGUCCACAGCCCUCUUCCAGCUUGUCCACGCAUGCAGCGUGCCAGGGGAGUGCCUAUCACAAGCAGUUGGCAGCCUUAAACUGCUCCGUGCGUGACUGGAUCACAAAGCACGUGAACACAAACCCGCUGUGUGACCUGACCCCCAUCUUCCAGGACUACGGGAGGUAUCUAGCGGACAUUGAACAGCACCAUGGGGACGGCGGCGGUGGCAGUAGCAACAGCAGUUCUGAAAGUGAAAUCAGCAAGAUGCCUGUUGAGGCGCAGACUCCUUCGCUGUUUGGGUCAACAAAAUUACAGCAAGAAUCAACGUUUUUGUUCGCUGGCAACAAACCCGAGGCAUCGUCUGAGAAGACCACAGAAGCCUUGUCUGAGAAGAAGACGGCAGAAGCGUCCCCAGGAGUGCCCCCUGCCUCCUCGUUCACCUUUGGCAAGAAAGUUGACAGCGCCGUGUUGAGCUCCCUGAGCUCCGGGCCCCUGACUGGAUUUUCUUUCUCCCCUGGAAACACCAGUUUGUUUGGCAAAGAUACGGCCCAGAGCAAGCCGGGCUCUUCACCAUUUGCCCCCAAAGCUCUGGAGAGCCAAGCAGAAGGCGGCGGCAGCGAGUGCAAAGGUGGAGACGAAGAAGAAAGUGACGAGCCCCCCAAAGCAGUUGUCACUGAAGUAAAGGAAGAUGACGCUUUUUACUCCAAAAAGUGCAAACUAUUUUACAAGAAAGACAAUGAAUUUAAAGAGAAGGGUGUUGGUACUCUACAUCUGAAACCCACAGCAAAUCAGAAGACACAGCUGCUAGUACGGGCAGACACCAACUUAGGCAACAUACUGCUGAAUGUUCUGAUUCCACCCAAUAUGCCAUGCUCCCGGACCGGAAAGAACAACGUACUUAUUGUAUGUGUUCCAAAUCCGCCCAUCGAUGAGAAGAAUGCCUCCACCCCCGCUACCAUGUUGAUCCGGGUCAAAACCAGUGAGGAUGCCAACGAGCUGCACAAGAUUCUGCUGGAGAGGAAGGAGGCCUGA
Messenger RNA from Chrysochloris asiatica (Cape golden mole), 1425 nucleotides. RefSeq names its product nucleoporin 50kDa (gene NUP50). Bases 1 to 1425 code for a protein of 474 amino acids. Gene Ontology annotation, biological process: protein import into nucleus. The transcript is spliced from 7 exons. The record is from RefSeq and is a predicted model, not a curated record. Gene Ontology annotation, cellular component: nuclear pore. NCBI's taxonomy places the organism in Eukaryota, Metazoa, Chordata, Mammalia, Afrosoricida, Chrysochloridae.